Nothobranchius furzeri (turquoise killifish) is the source of this 3087-nucleotide messenger RNA. Its product is annotated as early estrogen-induced gene 1 protein. The record is from RefSeq and is a predicted model, not a curated record. Lineage: Eukaryota; Metazoa; Chordata; Actinopteri; Cyprinodontiformes; Nothobranchiidae.
AAAGGAUUCGGUCGGAAGUCACCGGACUACAAGAGCUAGCUUAACGCUGCUAACAGCAAAGUUCCACCUCUCGGCUGUUAAAAAGACUUUAAGGGUCUUUUCGGACACUUUAUGUUAUUGAACAUUAGUUGCUGAGGGUCGCAAGAAACAUGUGUCAAGAUUUCAGCGCUGAAUCACUUCUGAAGAAGAAGCGAAGUUCGCGUGAAAACUCGAGCUAAAGCGUCUCCAGCGGUCACGACUUGAGUUUUAGCGUCGACGGGUCUGGUGUUGAACAGCGUUGGUUAGAAGGUGAAAUAAUGGCCUUCUUCGUGAAAAAGAAGAAAUUUAAGUUCCAGACCCAUCUGACCCUGGAGGAGCUCACCGCGGUGCCUUUUGUCAACGGGGUGUUGUUCUGCAAGCUUCGGCUGCUCGACGGGGAUUUCGUCGCUACUUCCACAAGAGAGGAAGUUCGGGAGCACUGUGUCCGCUGGAGGAAAAGGUUUAGCUUUGUGUCCAAAAUGAGCGCCAACCCCCACACGGGAGUCCUGGAUCCAUCCGUCUGCAGAGUGUCAGUCAGGAAGGAGCUCAAAGGAGGAAAAGCGUACACAAAGCUGGGCUUCACUGACCUCAACAUGGCGGAGUUUGCUGGUUCUGGCUCCACCGUCCGCUGUUGUCUGCUGGAAGGUUACGACACCAAAAACACCCGGCAGGACAACUCCAUCCUGAAGGUGAUCAUCGGGAUGACUCUCCUCUCUGGAGAUCCGUGUUUUAAAACACCUCCAAGUACAGCAAAGUCCAUCUCCGUCCCGGGCCAGGAGCACACCCUGCAGCUGGACUGUAAGGGGGAGGGUACCGCCGAGGGCCCCGGGCCAGCUGGAGGAGUUUCUCUGGGCCGAGCCCCGAAGUCUCGGCCGUCCAUCAUCAGCUCAUGUACGAGUCCAGGUCUCCUGGAGGAAUCGGAGGCCAGUCAGAACCAGUCGGGUCCCGCUGAUGCUUUCCAGACGGGACAUUCUCGUAAUUCCAGCUACGCCAGCCAGCACAGCAAAAUCUCAGGCUACAGCACAGAGCACUCCUGCUCUUCCAGCCUGUCGGACCUCACGCAUCGCAGGAACACCUCCACAGGAAGCAGCACCUCCGGAGUCCUGUGCUUCACUUCUGAUGCACCAUUAGAGGGAGACAAGGACGCUGGACGCCCAGAAAGACCCCCUCGUCCUCCACGGCCCGUCCUGCCCCCAAACAGACCCACCAGGAGGAAGCAGGACGCCAUGGAGAGCCACCCCUCCUGGGUCAACGACACUCGCAUCGACGCCGACGACAUCGUGGAGAAAAUUGUCCAGAGUCAGAACUUUGCUGACAUCAACAACACUGAAGACAGUAACCUGCGACUGUUCGUCAGCAGAGACGGAACCACGGCGCUCAGCGGCAUCAGGCUGGGAAACAGAGUCUCCGCUGCCGCUGGCUACGAGCCGGUGGUGAUCGAGAGCCACUAACCAGACCUGUGGAUCCUCGUCAGCCUCGCUGGUUUUACUGGAACUUCAGCUGGUCUGAAGCCAUGAGAGGAAAAGCCUUCAGUCCGUUUGCACUUUACGUGAAGUCGGUCUCCGUGUCCAUUCAGUCCAGUGCACAAAAUCCUCGUCUGCAGUUCUGAGACUCCAGAAUCAUCCGUUUAUCUCCAGUUUUCCUCCUGGUCUGCAGCUCCGUGUUGUUCAGGAAGUCCAGACUGUCGUCAUUUCUCUGCUAUUUGAACUCAUCAUACUGUAAUUUCAUAUUUUUCUUGAUAAACACGACGGAUUUGAUCAUUUUUUAGUAAAAAUAAGGAGUUUAGUUUCUUAUUUCUUGUUAUGAAAACUCAAAACGGUCGACAUAAUGAACAACAUUGUUCAGAUUCAGUCUUUGGUUCUCUGACUGUUAACCUUCUGAGGUCACUUAUCUAAAUAAAUAAAGGAGGGAAUCAGAUGAAACAUUAAAACAAAGGAGCUGUUGGGUCUAAACGGAUGAUUCUUGCUGAACUGAGCUCUUGUUUUAGAUUUAUCCUUCACUUGUUUCAGUUUGCCCUCCAGCUGCUGAAAUCGGAUCCGUUUCUCCAGAAUCCUGCUGGUCUGGAUUCAGUAAUCAUGUCAAAGUUCCUCUGAGGCCCAAAAUGGGAACAGACACUAUAAAAACCAGAAUGGACUCAAUCCGCCGUAGAUCGGGGGUUGAGCAGAACCACUAUGUGCCAGCAUUGUUUCUCUUGAAUGAUCCUAAAGCGCCAUGAAACCUCUGAGUGCUUCUGCUGGGGAAUAGAGAAGUGUUAAGUUUUUUAUUAACCUGUGAAGCUGAUAGAAAUCUGCUCACACGUGAAUAAGUACUGAGCUGCUGCUGCGGCAUUGUUCAUUAGCCCAACUCAGCUGAGAAACCAGAACAAGCUGUAGGGUUUGUUGUGGUCCGUCUGCAGAGAGAGGGUUUACGGGCCUCGGUCGUCCCUGGUGGAGCGACUUUCUCUCUGGUUACAGAAACAAACACAUAAAAGUGGAGGAUGAGCAGCUGGCUGGUCUCCUUUACCUGCUAGUUUUCUGACUAUAAUCUACCGGAGAAGAGCAUCAAAGCCCUGGAAGUUGAACAGUUCUGGUGUUUUCAUUUGACCUUAUUUUAUCUGAACUGUAAGGUUGUAGUUCAACAAGACUUUGAAGCAACAGACGAAACCAGAAAGCAGCACUUUUUAAAAAUCAGAUACAAAUGACUGAAGAUGGGAUUUAAUAUCUUUCUCAUGAUGAAUGUUUGGUUCUACAUAUUUUUGCUGUCUCCUUCGUUUCCUGUCUCCAUCCUGUUGCAGCUAAAUGUUUAUUUUUCACUCUUCACAAAUGGGGAUAAACCACUGAACUUGGUUUUCUUUUAAAGCAUUUAUUUAAAUAUUUUAAGCUCUUUUGCCUGGAGGUUGUUAUAAGCUAUGCACACGUGUCACCUCCUAGAGCUUGUGUUUGUUUGUUUUAGUGAUUCUAACAGGAUUUUAUCACAGCAACACUAGAAUUACUGAAAUGUAUACAAGGUGGAGCUGGGACCGAGGAUCCAGUCUUCUAGUUAAAAUGUUUUGUUUGGCACUGACUUCUAACAAUAAAAAGGUUAACCUGA